CAUAUCAAAGGGAUCACGUCAAUUGCAUUUUCUACAAGCUAGCGCAGAACGGAGUUGAAGAGCAUUGCUAGGAUACUUUCUCUGGGCGCCUUCCACAGACUUUGCAACGCCGGCAGACUUUGCAGGCAUGGCCUCGCCUGUUCUGACGUCUUGUCGGCUUCUUCAGCUUCCCAUUGAGCUCCAGUUGCGGGUGCUUGAGGAGCUGCAGGGCAAGGAGCUGUGCUUGAUAGAGCUGGUGCACCCCGAGCUGCGUCGCCUUGUUUCAGACAGCCCGUACUUGUACAUGGACGUGCACACCAAGGAAUUUGGGCGAACCAUCGCUGGAGCCAAGGGCCUGACGGCCAAGGCGCAAUACACGCAAGCCUACGUCCAGGCGCGCGUAGACAACCUUGAGAGGCAGCGGUGCGUAUGCAACGCGCUGAAGCUGCGACUUGAGCAGCUUGAUGAGCUUCUUGGGCAGGCGGACGACGUGCGCGAGCUUCUGGGCGUGCCAGAGAUGAUGAUGAACGAGCCCUCGCUGGUGCUCUCCUUCGUCGGAGACAUGGAGCAGGACGUGAUGCAGGAGCGCUGGGACACCUCCGAGGACCUUCUGGCCGCGGAGGAGAAGAUGGCGGCGCUCCAGGUCGAGCUGGAGUGGCUGAUGGCCCGCGUGCCGAGCUCCUGGUGCGGUGCUGCAGCGGCGGCGGCCCCGGCACCCGUCACCGCGGUCAGCAGCGGCUGCAUUAUUGCGUAAGCACAACUCGCCCGCUGCCGGGCAGGGCCGGGUCGACUGGCGUUGUGUGGUGCGCUGCCGCGCAGCGCGCCGCAGUCGCCCGACCUUCUUUACGCUAUCUGUACAGGAAACGCCGUACCUCCGUCAUUAUUAAUUAAAAAGCGCCUUUUUGUGUUUGCUGUUGGCAGUUUGAAUGAUUUAUUACGUGUGCACGGCGGCGGGGCAGUUUGAGGCCGGGCGCGCAUCUUGUGAGCCGGCUGGGCUUUCGGUGCCUUCAUGGACCCCCAUGGUCUAGAAGCCAACACCGAGUCCGUCCUUGGUGCGCUGUGCACGUCGAGGACAAUCUCCAAAGUAAUUGUUUGUGGGCCUGUGCCGCAGUGUUCUCUCAUCCUGGGUAUGGACGUAGUGUUCGCGUUCGGAGCUUGGUGUUUGGUGUGUGAUUGCAGCGAGUGCUCGUGCACUCCUAAGUGGGCCGGCGUGUUGGUUGCGGCCUUUCGGGAGAGACGGGACGUUGCAGGGCAGGGGCAUUACAAUUGCCAGUAGUGUAUGGCGGCUAGCGGCGAUCCUUCGGCACACCAAUAAAAGUAUGUUGGCCGGGCCGCGGUGGCAGAGGAGCGCGGCAUGUGCAUGCACAGGGUGAUGUGGUCCGCGCAGCGAGGCUGGGUUGUGCACAUGGUGGUUUUGAUUUCUCGGGUUUGGUUGGGUACAUGCGUGAGGCGGCUACAUGGCAAGCCGGGCGCUAGGCAAUGCGGCGCAGUCGGUUGAAUGCCGUGACAGUGCAUGAGGGGCCCCAAGUGUGGGGACCGAAGUAAAAAUAUUUCGUCGAUGCGACUCGGGGUGGGAGACGGGGAGCUGCACGGAUAAGCAUGUGUGUCCGAUGACGGGCUGUGGUUGGGCGCGUGCGUGUGCGUUGUUGCGAUUCCUUGCGGCGGCACGAGAGGCAAGGAGUGAGAUGUUUGCGCUGGGCAGAGGAGCGCAGAGGACUGUGGAGGAAGAACCACACUCGGCCGAGCUGAUGCAUUUGGAAGGCCGCGCGAGAGUGCGCGAGCAGGCAUGGAGCGAGAUGACGAAUGUGCUGGCUUCAGAAGCACUUCGUAUGGAGCGAUGCGUUGAAGACAUGCCGCAUGGUGUGUCGCUGGAGAAAAGCAGCUGGUGUAUGCUUUUGCGCACACCUGAGGAAGCAUGAAGGCUCCGCAAGAAUAUUUGAUUUGGUGACCGGCCUGCGGGCUGCAAGGCCGCAGGGUGAGAUGGGCAAGGCUACCGAGAGCGCGAAAGGAUGGUGCCCGGUAGACGAGACGGAUAAAGUAGUAUUACGCGUGUCGUGAUGUGCCGUUUGCUGUGGUGUGUAUAUGGCAUACCUUUGUGGAGCAUGUGGCUGGGAGGAGUACAAGUGUGUUGCAUUAAUCCACCCGGGGUCGCGCGUCGCGUCCAGGGCAGCCGUUGCAGCGGGCAGUGCACUGGGGCGGUGCAGUGCGCGCGAUGGACUCCACGACUUACAGUUUUGGCUGUUGCGUGUGCGUGUCGCAAGACAUUUGCUGGACGGUGUGCGUGUCUGUUUGCUGGUGGUCUGUCCGUGUUGCGUGUUCUCAUUGUGUUCGUGAACGUGUAUGGGGUGGAGUGAUGGCGAACUGCACAGGCCACUCGCCAGCGCAUGGUGCUUGAUGCUAAAUAGCUCAUUCUUUGUUUCUCUACUUCAUGAUGGGGUUGUCGCUAUGAGAUGGCCUGCGCAGCCGAAGUGCGAGGCGUGCUUGUAGAGUGUUAGCGAUGGUAGGACGUUGGUGUGCGUGCAGGCGAUGGAGGGCGGCUUUCAUACAUAGCCCAGGGGUUUGACAGGUGGCGUUCAUGUCACGAUGUGGCGGAAUUAGUGGUGAGUCCCGCCGAUUCAGCGACGGGGCCCGCACGGCCGCUGGCAGAAUGUGCUGUACAUUUUAUCUUAAAACAUGGGACAAUGUCAAUUUGAUGCCUUGGUCGAAGAAACUUGGAAGUCCCAGAGAGAAGAGGACUGCACGGCUUGUUGUGUAUGUCAGAUGUGCGAGCGGCCUGGCUAGGGUUUGAAGGUGAAGGGCACUUACGGCUGCGGAGUGCGUCGCAGCCAGUGCCCUGGAACGCAUUAUUAAAAGGCCCAAAUGGGUCAUCGCAGUGACCGCAAGUGUAACAAGACGUCACG
This is a messenger RNA of Chlamydomonas reinhardtii, 2879 nucleotides long. RefSeq lists its product as uncharacterized. The transcript is spliced from 5 exons. Lineage: Eukaryota; Viridiplantae; Chlorophyta; Chlorophyceae; Chlamydomonadales; Chlamydomonadaceae. Gene Ontology annotation, molecular function: protein binding. The record is from RefSeq and is a predicted model, not a curated record. The coding region runs from base 128 to 733 and encodes 201 amino acids.